Dermacentor silvarum is the source of this 1863-nucleotide messenger RNA. Its product is annotated as serine/arginine repetitive matrix protein 2-like. Gene Ontology annotation, cellular component: membrane. The transcript has 6 exons. NCBI's taxonomy places the organism in Eukaryota, Metazoa, Arthropoda, Arachnida, Ixodida, Ixodidae. Gene Ontology annotation, biological process: transmembrane transport; sodium-independent organic anion transport. The record is from RefSeq and is a predicted model, not a curated record. The coding region runs from base 1 to 1863 and encodes 620 amino acids.
AUGUGGGUGACAUUCUACCUCGCAAGACGGGAGGACCGCCGCCUCAUCACGGGCUAUGAUUUGGAAGGCUCAAAACACGCACGGCUGGCGCUUAGGCCUAGCGCGGCCGUGCCGCCGCGCUCGCCCGACGAAGAAGUGUUUGUGCCAGAUCUGAGCUUCUCAUCUACACCUUCCACUGGACUGCUGCGCGUGACAACAUCUGUGCCAACUAUGCAGCAGCAGUGUGCAACCGAUAGUUCGAAGACACAAGAUGCAACACAGAAGGACAGUCCACUUCGUGAUGUGAAUGUGAACCUAUCCGCAAUCGUGCCGACGGACACUGGUGACCCUAUGGACGUGCAGCCCUCUGGCGGUUCAACGAAUGCAGCCAAGCGAGGUCCCCCAGUCAACGUGCUUCAACAAGACGCCAUCGUAUCGGAGCAACCGGCAAAAAAGGGAGGACCUCAAGUGAGACCCAGCCGCUCCAGGGAACAAAAGCGCCAGGAGUCGGACGCUGGACGGAGCAGGAGCCGCUCCCUCUCCUACCCGCCGCUGCCGACCAGGCAGAGGUCUAACUCCCGACCCAGGAGCACUCAGCAAGACAAGCUGGCGAGUCCAGCGGCCGGACAGGAGGACGAGCCAGCGGGGGUGGCGCAGUCGGUGCCUGAAGGAAGCGUUCACCAGGUGACAACCAAGGCGCACAAGAAAGGAAAGAGGCAUGGACACAAAGAAGCGGGCCAGUCACCACCGGCCUCAAAGAAGUCGCACCAUCGGCGAAAGCAAGAGAGCGAAGUCGGCACGCACGUGACCAACGGACAGCACUCGCCCUUCUCGCCUGGGGGCGAAGAGCAUCUCGGAGAAUUAGAGCACUCCAAUGAAGCCGCUGCCAGGAUCGAUGGCGCCGCUGAAGCAGGAAGCGGCAAGGACGAGGCUGUAGUUAGCCCCGUAAGCCCAACGUCGGGGCCAGCCGCGCCAACACAAACGGCCCAGGCCAAGGGCACCGAGACCGCUGACGCUAGCGUCACCGGCGUGGGCAUUGGGCGGACGAAAAAGAAACACGGCAAGAAAAAGCGUGGCAAAGGCGGAGAAGUCGAGGCACCGUCGCCUGCCCCGGUCCUGUCGUCGUCGAGUCUGCUGAGCCCGCAGAGCCCCGACGAGCAGGGGGCGCAGCAGUCUGGCAUUUCCAGGCCACUCAGUGAGGAGUUCUCUCCACCGAAGGACCCGCUCUCGUCCCCCGAAGCGCCGGCCCAGCGGUCCACCGAUCAGCCGACUUCGACCUCGGGACCUCUGUCUCCGCCGGAGGCCGCUGCCAAAGAGGCCGGAGAGGAGAUCUCCAUGCAGCCGGGCGAAGUGCUGAUCCCGCGAGAUACGAUGCCUUCGGACAUACAGGGCUCGACGGCGCCGAGGGAGGAAGCUGCUGACGAGGUGGCGGCACGGGAGAGGCGAGAACACUUGUGCGGUGUGCGCGGCUUCUACCCGGACUUCCUGCAGAAGUACCGCACGCCACGCUGCGCGCUGACGGUGCUGUGCCUGGUGUCGUUCACGCGCAGCUUCUCGAUGGCUGGCGUCAUGAUGGUGGUGCUGCCGACACUCGAGCGGCGCUACCAGCUCAAGGGCUACGAGAGCGGCAUGAUUCUGAGCAGCAACGACGUGGCCAGCUGCCUGACCAUGCUGCCCGUGGCAUUCCUGGCAACGUCGCGCAACAAGCCGCUCUUCAUCGGCUACGGCAUCGUCACCAUGGGGCUGGGCAACUUCGUUGUGGCGAUGGUCCACUUUCUGUCACCGUCCUAUCAGUUGUCGUCGGCCGGGAGCGACUUGUGCCCGAUGAUGGACAUCGGGUCGUCGUGCGCCAAGUCCGGAAGUAUCAGGUGCGUAGUUCAGUGA